This is a messenger RNA of Sebastes umbrosus (honeycomb rockfish), 2537 nucleotides long. It is a transcript of the gene ldlrap1b, whose product is annotated as low density lipoprotein receptor adaptor protein 1b. The coding region runs from base 331 to 1203 and encodes 290 amino acids. The transcript has 10 exons. Lineage: Eukaryota; Metazoa; Chordata; Actinopteri; Perciformes; Sebastidae. Gene Ontology annotation, cellular component: early endosome. The record is from RefSeq and is a predicted model, not a curated record.
AACAGGAACAACACCGAGCUGCUGCUGCUGCUGCUGCUGCUGCUGCUGCAACAACCUCUCUACUCCACACAAACCGGCGUCACACGCGCAUUAUCCGGCUAAUUUACAUACAAAACACCGCCCAGAGGGGGACGAACAUGAUAAUCUACCAUCGACUACUGAAAGCUAGAGCCGUGAGGAGGAGGAGGGGAGAAGAGAAAAGAAACAGCUGAAACAAAGUUUACGGUUUAGAGCGCUGCUGUUUUAAACCCACCGAGCAGGAGCGGCGAGACACUAACCGGACAUUGUGGCGCGUCGUCGGGCUCUUUGGACCCACUUUAGGAGCACGAUAUGGACGCUUUGAAAUCCGCUGGAAGGGCGAUUAUACGGAGCCCCAGUAUCGCCAAACAGUCGUGGGCUGCGGGCAGACAUAAAAAGCUUCCAGAGAACUGGACGGACACGAGGGAGACCCUCCUUGAGGGCAUGGCGUUCCAGCUCAAGUACCUGGGGGUCACGAUGGUCGAGCAGCCCAAAGGAGAGGAGCUGUCUGCGGCUGCUGUCAAGAGGAUAGUGGCCACGGCCAAAGCCAGUGGGAAAAAACUCCAGAAAGUCACAUUAACGAUCUCCCCGCGAGGAAUCAUCCUUUACGACAGUGCCUCCAACCAGCUGAUAGAAAACAUCUCCAUAUACAGAAUAUCAUAUUGCACGGCGGACAAGAUGCAUGACAAAGUGUUCGCCUACAUCGUCCAGAGCCAACACAAUGAGACUCUGGAGUGUCACGCCUUCCUCUGCACUAAGAGAAAAAUGGCCCAGGCGGUAACCCUAACGGUGGCUCAGGCUUUCAGAGUGGCGUUUGAAUUCUGGCAGGUUGCCAAGGAAGAGAAAGAAAAGCGAGUGAAGUCGGGUUCAGACGGAGAAGGAGCCAGCAACUCCCAGUCGGACAGCUCGGCCAGCCUGGGCAGCCUGAAGGGAGGAGAGGUAGCCACAGCAAAACUUCUGGAUUUGGCAGAGGGAGCCAACGUGGCGCUGGUCCACUCAGGAACAAAGCAGACCGACUCGGAUCCCUUUAUGGCGCAUAAUCGCGCCUCAGAGAACAACAAUACUGUAUGGGAGUUGGAGGACGGUCUGGACGAAGCUUUCUCAAGCCGCAGUCUGGAUAGCUUUGAAACCUACUCAGACUCGCUGAGUCUCGCACUAACCCCCAGGUCCUGGACAUUGGGGUAAACCCUCAGGACUUCAACACUGAAGAGUGCCUGUCCUCUGGCAAAUGGGACCAAGAGGACACAGACUUCCCCACACAAUAAGACACUUUCUAAAGUGAAGCCUCCACCAGGAAGGGAAAUAAAUGAGGAGAGAUGGUGGUUGGAAACUGAAGAAGUGAGGAAAACAAGACAUUUGUGACAUCCGUAAGGUUUUUCCUCAUCUUCUCCCUGCUGCCAAGUCCUCUCCGUGGUUCAGUCUAGUGGCUCUCGGAUGCUUCUGCAUCCACACGACCAGAGGAGGACAACACGAGCAGGCUGCUCACAGAACAGGCCAAAGCAAUACAAACACAUUUAUCCCUUUUCUAUGGAAAAACAUGCAGUCAUUUAACGUUUGUUACAGUCAGUGUAUUAUUUCCUUUUUGUGUCUGUUUACCCAUUCACUGUUAGUAAUGUGUUUGUGGUAUGUGCUUGUAUACAUUGCGUUAAAGAAAGUGUGUGUGAGUGUGUGGGUGUACAGUAUAUACAUGUACAAAGUGAGAGGUAUGAUAUGUUUUGAACGGGUCGUUUACGUGAGGUAAAGGUCAACAAGGGUUCUGUCACAUAUGUUAUUUACAUAGAGAUGGAGAACUGUAACUGGAUUAGAGGGAAAAGUCACUGGUUGAAGGCCACCAGUUCCAGUAUUGGACAAAACAAUAGAGUUACUACCUAUGUGGAUUCAACUUUUUGUUGGGUAACAAAAGCUUUAAAAAAAUGUGUGUAUGCUUUGGUCAAAGAGUGUUUGUGUGAAAAAUGGAUGAGAACAAAAUGACAAUCUUAUUUUUUUUUUUCUAAUGCAAAAUCUAUUUUUGCACUCAGCAUUCAUCCACAUUCAAAAGCACAUAUUUAAUGUAAGGGAAUUUAACGUCAAUAAGCAUCAUUAUUCAGGCUUAUAUGCAGUGCCUCUAUUCACUCUUUUCAGUGUUUCAUUGUUUUAUAACUUUCAAUCACAGUGGAUUAAUUCUUUUAAUGGCACCAAGUUUCAAACUAAAGCCAGUCAUAAUUCUUACUCUGGCUCAUGGACAGGACUGGGAUGGGAAAGUGGAAGCAAGUCAGAAUUGUUUUGUUUUCACUUUAACAUGAGUCUUUUUUUAAUAUUAAUCAACCGUGAUUCAUAGUUGAAAAAGUAAAACAUGAAGUCCACGGAGGGUGAAUGUGUUUAUAGGCACUCUACCACUGUAUGUUAAAUUAUAUUGUUGCAUUGACUAGUUUACUAUAUUUUCCGGGAAGGGUUCCCAGUGUUAUUUUUGGCAUUUGUUUAUGUAUGAAUUUAAUUUAAUUCAUUAAUUUACAUAAAAUUCAAUAAAAAAAACAAAAAAC